UUUAUUUUACACCAAAAAUUUGCAGUCGUCGAGUGAAAUCUGUUAACCAAGACUUCAUUCAAUUACACAAAGCAAAAUGUUCAAGUCCUUCACAAUUCUGGCAUUGCUCGGAGCCUUGCACGGUUCCCUGGGUCUGGUCCCCAUUUACGUGGACCUCAUCCCCAUGUCGAACGCAAAUCGGCCUGGGACCGCGCUAUCGGGGACGCGCUACAUCACCGUCCACAACACGGCGAACACGUCCCCAGGCGCAAAUGCACGAGCACAUGCUAAUUACGUGAAAAAUCCUACCACCGACGUCUCAUGGCAUUUCACCGUCGAUGACCACGAAAUUUAUCAGCAUCUUCCCACCAACGAAGUUGGUUGGCAUGCGGGCACCUCUGCCGGAAAUGCUCAAUCAGUGGGGAUCGAGAUCUGUGAAAAUUCUGAUGGAAAUUUUAAUACUGCUGUUCGAAAUUCACAAGAGCUCGUAGCCAAGUUAAUGGGAGAUUUGAACGUUCCGUUGUCACGCGUAGUCACUCAUCAAUCCUGGUCAGGGAAGAACUGUCCCAGUCGACUCCUUGGAACUUGGGCUGAUUAUCUGAAUGGAAUUGGUGGUGGAGAUCCGAGCAAGUGUUAUGGAACCGUCACUGCGUCUGGUGGUCUCAACGUGCGUCAACUUCCAGAUGCCAGUAGUCCAAUUGUUGGGGCACUUGCGGAGGGAUCUUAUGUUCAGUUGAUGGGUCGUGCCACUGGGACACCCGUGAGUGGAAACUCAUACUGGUUCCAGGUUGGUGCAGGAUAUGCUUCGGCGUAUUACAUCAAUGUCUCCUCAGGAUCUAACCAAUUGUGGUGCACAAAUUAAUCACCCACAAAUUGAUGAUGACAAUAAUAAUUUGAAUAAUUUGCCAAAUAUGCACACUCGUACAUUAUUAUUAUGUAGUUGCCAAAAAAUUAAAAAUAAAAUAUGAACAUUA
This is a messenger RNA of Folsomia candida, 953 nucleotides long. RefSeq names its product N-acetylmuramoyl-L-alanine amidase CwlH. Gene Ontology annotation, biological process: peptidoglycan turnover; peptidoglycan catabolic process. Lineage: Eukaryota; Metazoa; Arthropoda; Collembola; Entomobryomorpha; Isotomidae. The coding region runs from base 77 to 841 and encodes 254 amino acids. The record is from RefSeq and is a predicted model, not a curated record. The transcript is spliced from 6 exons. Gene Ontology annotation, molecular function: N-acetylmuramoyl-L-alanine amidase activity.